Molecule: messenger RNA, 3534 nt
Organism: Lodderomyces beijingensis
Lineage: Eukaryota; Fungi; Ascomycota; Pichiomycetes; Serinales; Debaryomycetaceae
Source: the annotation of a GenBank genome assembly
AUGGCAAUAACCAAGUCGAGGUUCUUCUUGCCCAAGACCAAGAAGGAAGAGGACCUCAAGCUUCAGCCGCUGUCACCUCCUAGUAGCAAAGAGGACAGUUUAUUUGUAAACUCCGACGAGGAGGAACAACAGCGUGAGGAAAACACCGAUGCACAUCAAGAAGAAGCCAUCUUGCUGCAACCACGAGAAACAACCAUUUCUUUGAACAAAUUUGCCAAAGACUUGAAAGCUGUAGUGGGAGACAUUUUGCCUGUCAUCUUGGAGUAUUUGUACAACAAAUACUCCACCGAGAAGCAAAGCGUAAAGGCGGCCAUCAGUGAGCUAUUCACUAACCCGCCCGACAUUGAUGAGUUGCAACACAUGAAAAAAGACUCAACGACGACGACGCGUCUACUGCAGCUGCCGAGCCCUUUAUCCACCGCAGCACAGUCACCGGCUCUUGGCAAUGACGCACCAGCAAAGCGAAAGAUGGACGCGCUUGAAGAGUUGGAAAAGCUGAACAAAAGGAUGCAGAUGGCAUCUCUGUUUAAAAAGGGGGAGAUUGAGCAGCAAUCGUGGAUGAAAAGUUUGGGAACAAUCGAAGUCCAGGCGUGGGCCACUCGUCCCACUAUAAAGCCGUUGAAGUUUCUGGAUCUUCUCACCGUGAAGCGACUAAUACCACGAAACUCAUCGAUGCAAAAAAGCUCAAUCAUACGACUAUGUCUCAAUGAGCGCGAAAUCGGGAGGUUGCCCGAAGAUUUGACUAGGAUAUUUAGUCCCUUGAUUGAUUUAAAUAUAGCGCACUUUAAUGUAACUGUUAUGGAGAAUAUGAAACGCCGGUUAUCCACUGGCGAUUCGUUCUUGGUACUGAUUGAAGUCUUGUUGAAGAAUAGUGCAUUUGUCAAAAAUAUAAAUGCUUUGGAACAAACACCGGUCAAGAAAGGCACAGGGUUUAGUUUUGCAACUGAGAGUGAGGGCGAAGCUGCCAUGAGAUUAAGACAAUUUGCCGUGGCUAAUUUGUUUGACAGGCUAAAGCUCAGGCCAUUGAAGUUGGAUAGUGAGGGCAAGACUGAGGAUGAUCAAGCGGCGUCGCAAGUUGCUGAAACAGAAGCAGGUGCGGCAGCAGAUGCAAAAGCGGAAGCAGAUGCAGAAGCAGAUGCAGAUGCCGAUUCGGAGGUUGAGGAGCCAGUCGACAAAGUCAAUCUUGAUCAACUAAGACAAUUUUAUCAAGCAAACAACCAGUCAAAGUUGUUGGAAAGUUUGCCCGAAACAACAGAGCCACCAGAGGAAAAUUUCAAGCUCCAGCUAAGAGACUAUCAGAAGCAUGGACUUUCAUGGAUGCUAGCUCGAGAAAAAGAGUUGGACGUGUUGGACACGUUAUCUGGCGACGACGACAAAUUAUCUGCUGAAUCCAGAAAAAAUAUUGAUGAAACAGGGAUGGUGAACCCGCUUUGGAGGAAAUACAAAUGGCCCGGUGCUGCAGUAGUAAGCCUGCAGAAAAUCGAGCUUACCCAACUUUCUCCUUCGUCAACGCAAAACCAAGCCGACAAUGGUUGCAAAUUUUUUUAUGCCAAUUUGUACAACGGAGAACUCUCUUUGGAGAAACCUGUCAUCAGGACCAGCGUCAAGGGUGGGAUUUUGGCAGACGAGAUGGGGUUGGGCAAGACCAUUGCAACAUUGGCGUUGGUGAACUCGGUCCCUUACGAUACUAGCGAGGCAAACUGCAAAGCCAAUUGCCGGUACGCGUCGAAAACUACAUUGAUCAUAGUGCCCAUGUCCUUGCUUUCCCAAUGGAAGGAGGAGUUUGAAAAGGCAAACAACAACACUGCAAAUCACGUUUGCCAUUUGUAUUAUGGCGACGAGACAUCGCUAGACUUGUCGAGAAAGCUUUGCAAUUUGGAUGCGUCUUUGAAUAAUAAUAAUAACAAUAAUAAGAAAAUCCCGAUUGUUGUAAUCACCACAUAUGGUACAGUUUUGAAUGAAUUCACGAGGCUCUCGAAACAGAGAAAUUUUCAAGGCGAAUUGCCCAAAAUCGGCUUGUAUUCCGUCAAGUUUUUCCGAAUAAUCUUGGACGAAGGCCACAAUAUCCGGAAUAGAAGCACCAAGACGGCAAAGUCAGUUUACGAGUUGCAGCUGAGCAGGAAAUGGGUGCUUACGGGAACUCCAAUAGUCAAUCGCUUGGACGAUUUAUAUUCGCUAGUCAAGUUUUUGGAACUCGACCCUUGGAACAAUUUUUCCUAUUGGAAGACGUUUGUCACCAUGCCCUUUGAGCAGAAAAAGAUUCUGCAGACUUUGGACGUGAUCAAAUCCAUAUUGGAGCCGAUUUUUUUGAGGAGAACCAAAAAUCAAAAAAAGAAUGGCAAACCUUUGGUUCAGUUGCCCGAAAAACAGGUGGUGAUUGAGGAGAUCAAAUUUAACGAACAGGAGGCAAAACUAUACCAGUGGUUUAAAAUGAAGGCUUACGAGUCGUUUGCCGAAGGUGUCAAGUCUGGCCAGUUGUUGCGCCAGUACACGCAAAUUUUGACCCACAUUUUGAGAUUGAGACAAGUUUGUUGUCAUGUGGAUCUCAUUGGUGGAGCUCACGAAAUGGACGAUGAGGUGAUUGACCUCGAGUCAGACGAGCAGAUGAAGAAAUUCUUGCUUGAACUCAAAGAACAGCAGGCCAAAUUUCUCAACGAUACCGAAGUAAAAGAAACCAUUUACAAACUUUAUGAGCACGUCAAGGAGGAGAACGAGUGUUCCAUUUGUACGACAUCUCCGAUUCCUCGCAACGAGCUAGCAUUGACCCCCUGCGGUCACACUUUUUGCAUAUCGUGCAUCUUGGAACACUUGGAUUUCCAAUCCGAGUUGCGCAAGCAGAAACUCUGUCCCAAUUGCCGAGAGCCCAUUUCCAAGUACAAGUUGUUCAAGUUGAGGCAGCAAAAGACCACCAGUAACGAAAUCCGAUUUCAUACCCAACAACGAGACCAUAAGCAAGAUUAUCCGUUUCAAAUAUACUUGUAUGAUCCCAACCGGUCUAGUUCGAAAAUCCAGGCCCUUACACGCCACCUCAAGCAGCUUCAACAACAAGCGGCCAAUCUGAAAGUUAUUGUCUUUUCGCAAUUUGCCUCGUAUUUGGAUAUCAUCGAGGCCGAGUUGAAACUUACUUCGGAUAAUCAUUUCAAUGUUUACAAAUUUGACGGCAGGUUGAACAUGAAUGAACGGUCCAAGCUCCUUAACGCAUUUAACGAACCCGUCACCAAUGGCAAAAUCUCAGUGUUGUUGCUAAGCUUGAAAGCCGGUGGUGUGGGCUUGAAUUUGACUACUGCGUCCAGAGCAUUCAUGAUGGACCCCUGGUGGAGUCCAAGUAUCGAAGACCAAGCCAUUGACCGGAUUCAUCGUAUUGGCCAGAAUGAAACUGUCAAGGUUGUCAGAUUUAUAAUGGAGAACAGCAUCGAGACCAAGAUGUUGAAGAUCCAGGAGAGGAAGAAACAAAUUGGCGAAGCUGUUGGCGUUGAGGAAGAAGAACGACGCAAGAGACGUAUUGAAGAGAUUCAAAUCUUGUUUGAAGAAUAG